This is a messenger RNA of Anopheles aquasalis, 402 nucleotides long. RefSeq names its product antennal-specific protein Os-C (gene Os-C). The record is from RefSeq and is a predicted model, not a curated record. Lineage: Eukaryota; Metazoa; Arthropoda; Insecta; Diptera; Culicidae.
AUGAUCUCUCGUAAGUACAUCUUGGUGUGGCUGUCCCUGACGGUCACUCUCCUCUCCAGCACCCCAGGACAUGGUCAUGCAAUUGAGCACCGGAUGAAGCGUGAUAUGAUGUCGGCAGGAGUGGAACUGGAUGUUUCCGGUUCUUCCGCUGAAACUAACCGUGCCGGUAUUCCCGUAAUAAGCGACAUUCAACGGGUGGAGAAAAUUGCCGAUUUGAUCAUAUCAGUCGGUGAGCGCAUCAUUCCUGCCCUGCUGGACGGCCUUACCGAACAGGUUAUAGCGGCAACACCCGAACGGAAGCUGUCCCAUCAAACGGAGAAAGAAACACAAGGACAUGUCCUGUAACAUCGCCGUAACAGUAUCUGUUUUAUCGUAAUUAAAAGCAAAACGAUGAUCCGAUGA